AAGUGGACUGUAUCAGAUUGCGGAAAACACAUACAGCGGGAGCAUCUCAUACCUGCGUGUUCGAGUGCGAGAGUUAGAGAGAGAAAGAUACUCUUGAGGUACUUCGAGGAUUUCAAUAGGACUAUUACAGUGUUAUAAUGGAUUACGGAUACGACAGUCUUGAGCCUUCCUUCACCUCACCUGAACCCUUGGCCGCCAGUGGAGGAAAUAUAGAUCAUCUGUGCGAAAUGUAUAUUAAUGACGUGGGGUUUUAUUCCGAGGAGUGGCAUUCCUGUCCACAGAAGACCAUGGAAGCCAAUAACUGGAGACCGGGGGCAGACCAAGCAUCCGAAAUGUACAAUGACUACGGCUCUUCGGCCUCCUACUACGACGUCAACGACUGGAAGCUUUCCGACAAAGCCCUCCACGACCUGAAGCCCUUCCUGCUGAACGAGGAAGAGUGGUCUCCAGAGCAAGAAAGCAAUUACGAUGCGCUAACCUACGAGGCGUCAGACCUGCCACUUCAGGACCUAGAUAAUCUAGCGCUGGAUGACGAGCCAUACGACGGGUUAGUUGGUGAGCUUCAGCAGCCUCUAUGCCCACUAUCCAGUACAGAGUAUUCGUCUGCAGAGCCACUGCGCUCUUCCAGUGGCGGCCACAUACUUGUUGACGAACCGCAGCCUAUCUCACAGCCUCCCGACAUCCUGGAAAAGAUCCCUUCAAAAAGAAAACGAGUUCGAGGUCCCAAAAACUGGGAGUUCUUGAUCCGGCUACUGGCAGACAAGCGAACGAACCCGUCUUUGAUUCGCUGGGAAGAUGAGUCUACGGCGACCUUCCGUCUGGUUCAGCCUGAGAAAAUCGCGCAGAUGUGGUCCACACGAACGCCAGAUUCUCCUCCUGUAAUUUAUAACAGUUUUGCUAGGGGUCUCAGGUACCACUAUAGCAGAGGCGCCUUACAACCAGUGUCAGAAAAGCAGCUGGUGUACCGAUGUGGGCCCAAGGCUCUCCAGUACCUGAUCGACCUGCGCAAGGGUUCUUCCUGAGGAGAUGUUUGGAAUGAGUAAGACGAGAAAAGGCAAUGAGUAAGCCUUGGUGUGGAUUAAGUGCCAAAUCAAAAAGAGACAGUGUGAAACGUGUUCUAGAGAUUGAAGUGAAGGCAGAGGAAAGGCAAGGCAGGAAGUGUUACAAACAAUGAACAAAACACAAAAGAAAGUUAUUUUUUACAGUUCGUCCCCAGAUCAACAUCUGUGUUACGAAUAGAUGUCAUUGACAUAUCAUGUGCUACUAUGCCAAAGAUUAGUUACGAGAUGUGGUAGCUAUAUAUAAUUUUGUUAUAUUGCAUAUCGGUAUUAUUUUAAAUAAAUUAUUGAAAUAA
This is a messenger RNA of Penaeus chinensis, 1354 nucleotides long. RefSeq lists its product as uncharacterized. Lineage: Eukaryota; Metazoa; Arthropoda; Malacostraca; Decapoda; Penaeidae. The coding region runs from base 138 to 1022 and encodes 294 amino acids. The record is from RefSeq and is a predicted model, not a curated record. Gene Ontology annotation, molecular function: sequence-specific DNA binding; DNA-binding transcription factor activity, RNA polymerase II-specific. Gene Ontology annotation, cellular component: nucleus. Gene Ontology annotation, biological process: cell differentiation; regulation of transcription by RNA polymerase II. The transcript has 5 exons.